CGCCUUCCGGAGGCCGCGCGCGCCCGGCGCCCUUCCAGGCCUGUGCGGCGCCGAUCGGCAGCCGCUGGGCGGCGAUCCAGGGCGGCGCGGGGCCUGGGCGGGAGCCGCGAGGCGCAGCCGGCAUGGAGGCGCUGCUGCUGGGCGUGGGGUUGCUGCUGGGCGCCUACGUGCUCGUCUACUACAACCUGGUGAAGGCCCCGCCGUGCGGCGGCAUCAGCAACCUGCGGGGCCGCACGGCCGUGGUCACGGGCGCCAACAGCGGCAUCGGGAAGAUGACGGCGCUGGAGCUGGCGCGCCGGGGAGCGCGCGUGGUGCUGGCCUGUCGCAGCCGGGAGCGCGGGGAGGCGGCCGCCUUCGACAUCCGCCAGGAGAGUGGGAACAAUGAGGUCAUCUUCAUGGCCUUGGACUUGGCCAGUCUGGCCUCGGUGCAGGCCUUUGCUGCUGCCUUCCUGAGCUCUGAGCCACGGUUGGACAUCCUCAUCCACAACGCCGGGAUCAGUUCCUGUGGCCGGACCCGAGAGGCCUUUAACCUGCUGCUUCGGGUGAACCACAUCGGUCCCUUCCUGCUGACCCAUCUGCUGUUGCCCCGCCUGAAGACUUGUGCCCCUAGCCGUGUGGUGGUGGUCUCCUCAGCUGCCCACCGGCGUGGGCGCCUCGACUUCAAACGCCUAGACCGCCCCGUCGUGGGCUGGCGGCAGGAGCUGCGGGCGUACGCUGACAGUAAGCUGGCCAACGUGCUGUUUGCCCGGGAGCUUGCCACCCAGCUUGAGGGCACUGGCGUCACCUGUUAUGCAGCCCAUCCAGGGCCUGUGAACUCGGAGCUGUUCCUGCGCCAUCUUCCUGGAUGGCUGCGCCCACUUUUGCGCCCGCUGGCUUGGCUGAUACUCCGGGCGCCGAGAGGGGGUGCGCAGACACCCUUGUACUGUGCUCUGCAGGAGGGCAUCGAGCCCCUCAGUGGGAGAUACUUUGCCAACUGCCGUGUGGAGGAGGUGCCCCCAGCUGCACGAGAUGACCGGGCAGCCCAGCGCCUGUGGGAGGCCAGCAGGAGGCUAGCAGGGCUUGGGCCUGAGGAGGAUGCCGAACCCAAUGAAGACCCCCAGCCUGAGGACCCAGGGGUCCCACCCUCACUGAGCACCCCCCACCCUGAGGAGCGCACAGUUUCUGAACCCGACCUCAGCCCUCAGAGCUCACCAGAUUUGUCUAAGGUGAUACGCCGAAUUCGAAUCAAAGCUGAGCCUGAGACCCAAGUCUCCUAAGCCCCAGGCCAGGAUGUUAUUCAUGGCACUUGGUGGCCCUUGAAAACCCUAGCUGUGUGCCAUGCCCUGAGCACUGAGGGGUUUGCAAUUUUUACCUCUAUGGUUACUUUCUGGGGCCCCAAGUUGUGUCCUGGACAGUUCUUUUCCUGGUUGAAGGAAUCAUGGGUGAUUAUUUCUUCCCGAGAAUGACAGCAAGCCCAGAUGGAGGGGUGGACGCUAAGGUGCCAGGCACUGUGCUUCUCAGGAAUUUGAAUUUCGGAUUUCCAGGCCCCACCCUCGGUGAUUCUGAUCAGCUCGGGAGCAGGGCCUGGAAAUUUGCCUGAUGCACUGCCAACAUUGAGAAUUACCGAACGGAGCCCUUUGCAACCAUCUAGCUAGGUAGUUAAAUUACCCCUGUUUGACAGAGGCGGGAUUAGGCUCCAGAGGUAAGGGACUCGCCCAAGGUCUCACAGACCUUAGGAGCGGAGACUGGGAUUGGAACCCGGGGGUCUGAGGCCAGGGCCGACUGACGGCUGGGAGGUGGGCAGUGAGUCAGAGAUAGGCGGUUGUUAUCGAGGCGCCCCGUGGGGGUGAGGCGGACCCCGCGAUCUGGAGCCCCUAGUAAUAAAGCGCGUUGACUGCCGA
This is a messenger RNA of Microcebus murinus (gray mouse lemur), 1880 nucleotides long. RefSeq names its product dehydrogenase/reductase 13 (gene DHRS13). Lineage: Eukaryota; Metazoa; Chordata; Mammalia; Primates; Cheirogaleidae. The record is from RefSeq and is a predicted model, not a curated record.